Messenger RNA from Pararge aegeria (speckled wood butterfly), 536 nucleotides. RefSeq names its product GSK3-beta interaction protein-like. Gene Ontology annotation, cellular component: cytoplasm. The record is from RefSeq and is a predicted model, not a curated record. Bases 141 to 497 code for a protein of 118 amino acids. Gene Ontology annotation, molecular function: protein kinase A binding; kinase regulator activity. NCBI's taxonomy places the organism in Eukaryota, Metazoa, Arthropoda, Insecta, Lepidoptera, Nymphalidae. The transcript is spliced from 2 exons. Gene Ontology annotation, biological process: regulation of canonical Wnt signaling pathway.
UAAAAUGGAAAUUUUUGUGAAAUCUUUUUAAAAUUAAUGAUUAAUUGGUAAUAAGUACUUUUAUUUUACAAUGUAUGAAUAGAUAACAUUUCAAGACAUUAACAUUUCAGAGAGAUUCAUCAUCGAAUAAAUAAGUUAAAAUGUCAGAACAAGUGCUAGAUGAAGACACGUGGCCAAAAGAAGCUGCUGCAGUCAUAAACGACAUAAAGAAACACGUCACCGCCGUGCAAGUGUCACCCAAAUUGAAGAACACGAGCCAAGGAAUUUAUAUCAACCUGACCACUCUGGAGAACUCUGCGUACUGUAUAGAAAUGUCAUCUGCGGGGUUUAGAGUCGUGGGCCGAAAGUACGACGACACGAGUCUCUCUACAAUAGCGAAUAUGAACUAUGAAACGCCCUACGCGUUACUGAACAGCAUAAGCCAGAAGUACAGGGAAUCCUUCGGCGGAGAGCUGAUGAACAAACUAUUGGAUCUGGCGAAGAAUUCCAAGGGCUGACUCAAGUAAACUUGUACUUGAUUAAAUCGUUUAUGUGGA